AUGCAGAAGCUUAUUAAUGAAAAAAAGCUACCAUUUGUUAUUGUAUAUUAUUCACUAAUUUCUUUUGAUAAAAUUUUGUUCAAUAUGACUGCGAAAAAGGGAAUACUGGAACGCCUCGCCGAAGGUCCAGUCAUUGGCGAUGGUAGUAUGAUUUUUACUUUGGAAAGGCGAGGCUAUGUAAAAGCUGGACCGUGGACGCCAGAAGCUACAGUGGAAUAUCCCGAUGCUGUUCUUCAGCUUCAUCGUGAAUUUGUAAGAGCAGGAGCAGAUGUUGUACAAACAUGUACUUUCUAUGCCAGUGAUGGAAAACUCACUUUUGCAAAAGAUAAAAAUGAGAUCACGCACACGAGUGUUGAACUGAAUGAUGCGGCUUGCAAACUAGCGAGGAAAGCCGCAGAUGAGAAUGGCUGUCUUGUAUGUGGUGGAAUAUCUCCAGUGCCUGCCUUUGCUCAGAAGAAAGAUGAAUCAAUCGUCUGCAGAGAAUUUAGCAAGCAGAUAGAAGUCUACAGAAAACACGAUGUAGAUUUUGUUAUGUGCGAAUUUUUCAACGACAUUUGUGAAGUUGAAAUAUGUGCCAGUGAAAUGAAGAAAUUAAAGAAGCCGUUCGCGUUAUCAAUGAGAUUAGGUGUGAUGGGUGAUGUUAACGGAGUAUCAGUUGAAGAAUGUGCGAUAAGAAUGGCAAAAACAGGAGCAGAUAUAAUAGGAAACAAUUGCGCUUAUGAUGUUAAUACCAGUCUGAAGGUGAUAAAACGAGUGAAAGAAGCAUUAGAGAAAGAAGACUUACAUCCAUAUUUGUUGUGCCAGCCAUUGGGAAUGCAUUGUCCAGAAACGGAAAAAAGUCCAAUGGGAUAUAUCUCUCUACCCGAGUUUCCUUUUGCUUUAGAUCCUCGUGUUAUGACUAGAAUAGAGGUUCAUGAGUUUGCCAGGGAAGCGUGGAAACACGGAGUCAGAUAUAUUGGUGGUUGCUGUGGAUUCGAACCUCAUCUUAUAGCAGCAAUAUCACAAGAGUUGGCUCCAGAACGAGGAGGAAAACAAGCACCCGGAAGUGAUAUGAUGCAAGCGUUUGGUGGGGAAUUUUUUAAGAAGAGUGCAGUUUCAAAUAUUGCUUCCGGAAAACAGUCGUCAAGGGAAUAUUGGUGUGGACUGAAAGCUGGUACUGGCAGACCUUACAACCCACCCCUUUCACAAAUAUUGGAUAAUAACUUUCAGUACGAUAAGGAUAAUUGAACAGAAAGCUCAAAUAUGCUUGGCUAUUGGUUUAUGUAUGAUUGUAUUUUUUGUACAAUAUGAUUUAACAGAAAUGGACAAUAAUGGUUAAGAGUGAGAGCUUCAAAUAUGAACGUAGAAUGUGUGAUAUUCAAUUGAGUUAAUUAUGGAUAGCAUGCGCAUUAUAAAAUAAAGCAUCGCGUUUUAACUUG
Messenger RNA from Styela clava, 1418 nucleotides. Its product is annotated as betaine--homocysteine S-methyltransferase 1-like. Gene Ontology annotation, molecular function: zinc ion binding; betaine-homocysteine S-methyltransferase activity. Lineage: Eukaryota; Metazoa; Chordata; Ascidiacea; Stolidobranchia; Styelidae. The record is from RefSeq and is a predicted model, not a curated record.